Messenger RNA from Trichomonas vaginalis G3, 489 nucleotides. RefSeq lists its product as uncharacterized. The record is from RefSeq and is a predicted model, not a curated record. NCBI's taxonomy places the organism in Eukaryota, Parabasalia, Trichomonadida, Trichomonadidae. The coding region runs from base 1 to 489 and encodes 162 amino acids. The transcript has a single exon.
AUGACGACUUGCACAACAAAAAGAUCUCCACAUCAACGUUCUCAACAAAAAACAAGAGCGCCAAGUCAGAAACCACCUCAACCAAAGCCAGAUGUAGAAGAUAUCGAACUUGUUGGAUAUAAACCAAGCGAAUAUAGAGCUUUUCGUCAACCAACACCAUUAAGAGGUCGCACAGCUCCAGUUGAGCACGGAUCGAGAGAUAUAUUUAAAGAUCAUCAUACUCCAAUACAAAUUACUAAGAAAUUUUCAGGUGAUCCGAUUUUAUCAGUUCCAAUAAGAAAAUCCAAGCAGCAAAUUGUCAAACGAUCAAUACUAGAGCCAAUGAAAGAACGAGAUCCAUCUGUUCCAAUUCACGAAUUUUUGUUCGAAGAAUCUAUUGAUCCACACGAGAACAUCGACCCUUGGGGAUAUACAGCAGGCGAAAAGAUUAACCAUCCUGAAGCAGAAGUUGGUGGUAUCAAAAUCAAAAUUUCACGUCUCGAAUUAUAA